This is a messenger RNA of Vicia faba (fava bean), 1176 nucleotides long. Lineage: Eukaryota; Viridiplantae; Streptophyta; Magnoliopsida; Fabales; Fabaceae. The record is from the annotation of a GenBank genome assembly.
AUGACUGGUUCACCCGAUACGAAGUUCCUGCAAGAGCUGUUGUUGUACGCAGCUAGGGCGGCGCUGAGUUACUGGGUAUUGGUCACGGGACUCAGAUACCUUGACCCCAACCGUGAAUCAACGAAGAAAGCUCUUGAACAAAAGAAACAGAUUGCCAAGCGUCUAGGUCGCCCCCUCAUUCAAACCAAUCCAUACGAGGAUGUAAUAGCCUGUGAUGUUAUAAACCCUGACCACAUUGAUGUUGAAUUUGACUCCAUUGGGGGACUCGAAACUAUUAAACAAGCUCUGUUUGAGCUUGUUAUUCUACCCCUGAAACGCCCCGACUUGUUUUCCCAUGGCAAGCUCCUUGGACCACAGAAGGGGGUUUUGUUGUAUGGACCCCCUGGUACUGGGAAAACCAUGCUUGCAAAAGCUAUUGCCAAGGAGUCCGGAGCAGUGUUCAUUAAUGUCAAGAUAUCCAACCUCAUGAGCAAAUGGUUUGGGGAUGCACAAAAGCUUGUGUCUGCCGUAUUUAGCUUGGCUGAUAAGCUUCAGCCUGCCAUCAUAUUCAUUGAUGAAGUUGACAGUUUUUUGGGUCAACGUCGUUCAUCAGAUCACGAGGCUAUGCUUAACAUGAAAACUGAGUUCAUGGCUCUAUGGGACGGAUUCACCACCAACAAGAAUGCUCGAGUUAUGGUACUUGCAGCAACUAAUCGCCCUUCAGAACUUGACGAAGCAAUACUCCGGCGACUUCCUCAAGCUUUUGAAAUUGGAUAUCCAAACCGGAAAGAGAGGGCUGAGAUAUUGGCUGUUAUCUUAAAGGGAGAAAGUAUCGAAAACAACAUAGAUUUCAAUCAUAUAGCGGGAUUAUGUAAUGGUUACACUGGUUCAGAUCUAUUCGAUCUUUGCAAGAAGGCUGCAUAUUUUCCUGUCAGAGAACUACUGGAUAAUGAGAAGAGAGGGAAACAAAGUCAUGAACCUAGACCAUUAUCGCAGUUAGAUUUGGAGAAGGCUGUUGCCACUUCACAGAAAACAACGGUUGCUGCAAAUGAAUACGAUAGAAUGAACCAACAGUCAUCAUCAAGACGGUCGUUUCCUGGUGAGAGUGAUUUCGAUGUUCAAGCUGCAAUCAAGGAAAUUUCUAAGCUUGUGGGUUCUCACAUGAUUAACCUCCAAAUAGAUUCUCAGGAUGCUUAA